Messenger RNA from Syngnathus typhle (broad-nosed pipefish), 919 nucleotides. RefSeq names its product troponin T2d, cardiac (gene tnnt2d). The record is from RefSeq and is a predicted model, not a curated record. NCBI's taxonomy places the organism in Eukaryota, Metazoa, Chordata, Actinopteri, Syngnathiformes, Syngnathidae. Gene Ontology annotation, biological process: sarcomere organization; regulation of muscle contraction; cardiac muscle contraction. Bases 16 to 705 code for a protein of 229 amino acids. Gene Ontology annotation, cellular component: troponin complex. Gene Ontology annotation, molecular function: troponin I binding; tropomyosin binding; troponin C binding. The transcript has 9 exons.
CCUGCAUUAAAAUCAAUGUCUCUUUUUUUUUCUAAAGAUGACUCAAAGCCCAAACCAAAAUUUAUGACAAAUAUACCCGCCCCAAAGAUCCCGGAUGGCGAAAAAGUGGAUUUUGAUGACAUCCACAGGAAGCGACUUGAGAAAGAUCUGUCCGAGUUGCAGUCGCUCAUCGAGGCUCACUUCAUCCAGCGGAAGAAGGAGGAGGAGGAGCUUGUUGCACUCGUCAACAGAAUUGAGAAGCGUCGCGCCGAGAGGGCGGAGCAGCAAAGGAUCCGGGCCGAGAUGGAGAAAGAGAGGCAGGCCAGGCAGGCCGAGGAGAAGGAGCGAAGAGAGCAGGAGGAGCACCGCAAGAAGCACGACGAUGACGCCAAGAAGAAGAAGGCCCUCUCCAGCAUGAGCCAGCAAUACGGCGCCGGACAGAAGACGGAAAGAAAAGGCAAAAAGCAGACUGAGAGAGAGAAGAAGAAGAAGAUUCUGGCUGACCGUAGGAAGCCGCUCAACAUCGACCACUUGAGUGAUGACAAACUGAAGGAGAAGGCGAACGAACUGUGGGAGUGGCUGAUGCAACUGGAGACGGAGAAGUACGACCUCAACGAUAAGUUCAAAAGGCAGAAGAGUGACAUCAACCUGCUCCUCGUCCGUGUGCAGGAUCACCAAAGCGCCAAGGGACGUGGCAAGGGCAAAAUGGGAGCCCGGCUGAGGUAAAGAGAGCGUCCGUCCUCGCCGAAACAGCGCACCGGUGUACCUCUGAUCGCAGAGGGCAUUUUGUUUGUGUGCCAACACAAUACAUGGGUGCCACACAACGCGUCUUACUGGAAUGUGCUUACACAAACGUGACCGAUUUGAUGAUCUUUGGUGCGAUACUCUUGUGUGUGUGUGUCCUGUAGGACCAAUCAAUAAAAGAUAGUGGAAUUUGAAA